AUAAACUUUAAGGUUAAUUGAGUCACUGUAAGCAAUAAAUUGUCUAUAGUUCAUGCAAUCGUCAAUAGAUGGCGCCACAUAUCAACACUGUAUUUAUAUGUAGAAAUAAAUAAAUAAAAACUAUUGGAAAAUGAUGUUAGUGGGUGUAAAUGUAGCUUAAAAGUGUUAAGAGGGCUCAAAAAAGGGGGGCCCACUUUGAGGGGGCCUCAAAAAAUGACUCAAAAACUACCAGCUAACUUCACUAUAUAAAAUCAGAAAAAUUCUCACUUGUAUUAUCAGUGGCGUGUCUUCGGGACAAGUCGCUAGGGCCUCCGCCCUGUAUUUCGGAUCUCGGGCGAACAAACCCGAGUGGAACAUCGGGGUGUAGCACAACUGGGCCCCGUAUUUACGACUGAGCAUGCGCCAAGCCAAUUCACUCGCGUCCACCAUGGGGGCGACUAUUUUUACGGGAGCCCCAAGAGUAUUUUGCCAGAAAUCCAUCUUUUGUUUACUAUAAUAUUUUAUGUGAGGUUAUGUUGACAAUGCACUGACAUUUAAACCAAAAGUGAACUCAAUUUUAGACAAAGACAGCUAUAGUGUAGUACAUAAUUACCGUUCAAGGUUAAAUUUAAAUCAAUAAUAAUAUAAAAAUGGGGCCGCACUCAUCUACAAUAAUUAUCUUAUCAAAUAGAUAACAGAAAUAAUGUACAAGAAAAUUGUGACGCUACUGAUUUUUUGGGGCUGUUUUUUGGGGGGGGACGCGUUUAGAGAAUUUGGAAUUAAUUUCCAAGGGGCGGACGGCCUCGUUGGAUCGGUGGAAGUCGUUUUCCGAUGCUGUGGUGACGCAUUUUUACCUGCCGGAUGACGUCAUCUUCGGUUCGGUUGUGUUCGAGGCUUACGAGGAGGACUGGUCGAUUUUCGGUUGCUCAACAAGAAACGUCUCCGUUUACCUAAAAUUGGGCGCCCCCCCUCCCAUCAACCCUGACAGCGCCCCCUUCCCCGCCGAAUUCAAACCAAUCCCAAGGCCUCCUACACACAUGCGCCAUUUUGAAACCAACCGUCAACCCGCUUACGUCAAUUUGACAGCUCCCGAACCCGGAAUCUAUUACGCCGCCAUUUUCUUGUCUUACCAGGAUCCUAGGUAUCAGAAAAUAUCACAACAAGGCUUGACCCAAUCAUGUCGCGCAUAUGUGGACUAUUCAGUUUACGUGCUCAGAAUUAGACCUCAAAUAGUAACGGAUCAGAAACCAAUAAGCGUUCUGAGUCAUUUUAAUAAGACUCGGUACUUUGUUUUUGUAGUACCAAAUGACUCAAAUAAUGUCAAAAUUGACUUCAGUAAUUUGACAGCUGUCACUUUAAGAGUGGCUCAGAAAAAACCUCCAACCAAAACUAGUUUUUUGGUUCAGACACGCUCAAGUACUACUAUUCAAGUAGUACCUGGUACUAUGUAUUAUUUGAGUGUUGAUUUUUAUGACUCAGGAAAUAUUUCUGAGUUUACUUUUAUGUUGCGGUACUUUUCGAGUGGUUCCGAGCCUUCGUACAGGACUUUGGUACGAGAAAGUACCGCUGAAAGUUUUACGUAUUCCUACAAGUUGGAUGCGGAGUUGGGUACCAAUAUUGCGGUACCAAUCAAUGUCACUGAGAAACAGUUUGUGGUACUUAAGUUUAGUUUACAUGAAAGUACAGAUAUUGGUGGUACCUUGCAGUACAUUUUAGCAUUUAAGCCACGCAUCAAGCGGCAAAACAAUCAAAUAUUGAUUCAAAAAGAACCAGAGGAUUUUGUAAUUGUGGGUUGCCUACAAAAAAAUCAGGUAGCGGUACCAAGUUGGCCCAAAAAUUGCGUCACUGGUACCACCUCAACUGAGGCCCCAUUGAUUUUAAACAGUACCAUUACAAACUCAACUUUGCUGGUACCUUAUCCUGAAACUGGUACUUGGUUUGCUUCGUUUAGGCUUUUUUGUAAAAAUGGCUCAGAAGCGAAAAGUGACUCAGAAGCUAAAAAAUACUCGGAAACUAAAAGUGACUCAGAAGCUAAAAAUGACUCAGAAGCGAAAAUUGACUCAGAAGCGAAAAAUGACUCAGAAGCGAAAAAUUACUCACACUGUCAAUCGGCUGUCAUUUUUGACGUUAGUUCGAGGCCUUGUUACUAUGGAGAUUGCGGCAAACAAGGCCGUUGCGGCAUUAUGGUUUCUGAGGGUCUGGCCUAUUCGACUUGCCUUUGCACUAAUAAUUAUAGAGGUUUUGACUGUUCAGAUGGUUCCUUGGCUACUCCGUACUACCUGGUACUACUCGAAUUUCUACUCUUGAUUCUGAGCAACGUAUUUUUUUUGCCUGUAGCGUUUGUUGCCUACAAGCGCCAUUUUUAUGUAGAAAGUCUGAUUUUUGGCUCAGUGUUUCUGAGUUCGACGUUUUACCAUGCGUGCGACUCAGGAGAAAAUAUUCUGAGUUUUUGCGUUUUCCGAUUGGGUGCUUUGCAAUUUGCUGAUUUUUUUACGGCAAUAGUCGCAAUUUGGUUAACAUUACUGACUAUUGCUGACCUUCAUUUACCGGUACUACAAAUGAGUGGUACCAUUGUAAUAGCUUUUUGUGUCACUUUGAACCGAUAUGCCUUGUGGCUAUUUGCUUUGCCUUUUUUUAUAGGAAUUUUAAUAGUCGGUAUAAGUUGGUACCUGAAGUACCGCAAGUACCAUUGGAAGUUUAUUCAACAAAAAGCCUAUUUGCGGUAUAAAUUGCCUUUGGGUAGUACCAUAGUGAUUCUAGGCUUGAUAAUUUAUGGUUUAUUGCAAACUCAUAAUAAUUACAAGUACUUGCACUCCUUAUGGCACGGUACCAUGGCCAUAGGGGCGUUAUUGGUACUACCCACCAGAGGUGCUUUUUUCAAUGGUGAAAGUACCCAAACUUCUAGUACCAUUGAAGUAUAAGCGUAAAUUAUAUAAGAAUGAAUAAAUUAUUUAUUAAUCGAUGAA
Molecule: messenger RNA, 2945 nt
Organism: Ceutorhynchus assimilis (cabbage seed weevil)
Lineage: Eukaryota; Metazoa; Arthropoda; Insecta; Coleoptera; Curculionidae
Source: the annotation of a GenBank genome assembly